Anopheles arabiensis is the source of this 844-nucleotide messenger RNA. Its product is annotated as extensin-like. Lineage: Eukaryota; Metazoa; Arthropoda; Insecta; Diptera; Culicidae. The record is from RefSeq and is a predicted model, not a curated record. The transcript has 3 exons. The coding region runs from base 367 to 813 and encodes 148 amino acids.
UGAGGCCACCUCUCAGUUUCGAUUCGCUCGGCCCGCAAUCGAUAUCCAGUUUCACAAGAAGCAACGCGAGUCGAACCAAACUUUGUAUUUAUUUUUAAUACAAGAAAGAAAAACGCUGUGCCCACAUUUAGCUAAACUGUGUUUAACCGAGUUGCAUUAGUGAUAAACGCUAGUUAACAGUAGCUUUUAGUAGCGAAAUUGGAAGCCUGCGAACAAGGCAGCAAAGAAGCAGAGAGACAAACGCAACGCCCGUGCAGUGUGUUUGUGUGCGUGCCUGCGUGCGUGUGUGUGUGAGAGAGAGAAAGAGGAAAAGAAAUUUUUCCUCAUCUACUAACCAAAACAAACGCACAAGCACAAAUUGCAGUCAUGAACAACAAAGGAGUUAAUGGAUAUCCAACGUAUGACGCCGUACAGCAGGCCGCACAGCAGGCUGCAUAUCAGCAAUACAUGCAUAACAACCAGAUGCACGCACAUGCACAACUUCCGCCUUCGUACAACUCGGUGGUGACCAGUAUGACGCCAACCUACCCGCCAUAUCCGCCCGGAGUCGUGCCCCAGCCGUACUACGCCAACAGCUGGAGCGUGAACCCGUCCCCCCAGGCCCAGUUUGCCCCGCAGCCACCGCCGUACGCGAGUGCGCCGGCGGCCGUUGCCGCCAUCCCGGCGCAGUCGAUGCAUCCGCAGAUGUACCAGUACCAGAUUGCGGCCGCUCCACCGCCCCAGGCCCAGCCACCGCAGGUCUACCAGACGCCCGUCUAUCCGGUGCAGGUGAGCUGUUUUUGUUUUGAUAGAAAAUUUAAAAGAAAUAAAUGAAAAUGGACAAUUCACUAACCUUACUCUCCUC